Amaranthus tricolor (Joseph's coat) is the source of this 2878-nucleotide messenger RNA. RefSeq names its product receptor-like protein 4. The record is from RefSeq and is a predicted model, not a curated record. The transcript is spliced from 9 exons. NCBI's taxonomy places the organism in Eukaryota, Viridiplantae, Streptophyta, Magnoliopsida, Caryophyllales, Amaranthaceae. Gene Ontology annotation, molecular function: protein binding. Bases 649 to 2442 code for a protein of 597 amino acids.
UUAAAUGUAUAAUACUCAUAUAAAUUAUCACAUUCCCAAUCACUUUCAUUUCACGGGUCUAAAGAAACGUAGACACAACCAAAAAUGACAAUAAUCCAUGCUUUAAGGAGAAUUAAUAAAUUUUCCACAAAAUCUGGUCCCUACUCGAUCCCUACUCCCUCCUGCAGUAACUACGCCCAACACUUUCCCCUGUCUCUAACAUCCCAUUAUUCAAUCAAUCAUCAAUCUACCAAUAAAGUUUUACAUAUUGAAUCAGUGUAUAAUCAUGCUUUAACUUGAACAAAAAAGUUGGUUAUUUGAUGCUUCUUCUUUCCCAAUGCUUAAUCAUUAUCUCAUUCUGCUGCUUUUCAACUUCUUCUGUACUUCUCAAGCAACAGAAUCCAGUUCGACAUUAUAUGAGUACUUAUGAAACCUGGAAAUUUUCCAUUCCGUCCAGAUGGUAGUGCAAUGUUGUUUUGUUGUACCAUUGGGUGAACAUAGGAUCUAAUGAUGGCAUGGGACUAGAUGAAGAGCUAGAAUUGUAUAUGUAGGAGCACAUAUGAUCCAUAGGUUUUUGCAACCGCAUUGGUUAUUAGAGUUUUUGGCAUUACUGAUUGAUAGAUUAUUGAAACCCAACACAUUAUUUAGUUUUGAGGAACAUUUUCUUGAAUGUCAGGGCGUCCAUAUGCUUUGCGGAUAAGCUGUGGAUCAAGGACGGACAUACGUAGUGCACCAACCAAUACAUUGUGGCAUAAGGAUUUUGCAUAUACAGGAGGAAUACCUGCCAAAGCUAGACGUCCUAGUUAUCUUACCCCUCCACUAUAUACCCUCCGUUAUUUCCCAUUAUCUGAGGGUCCAGAAAACUGUUACAACAUUAAACGUGUGCCUACUGGACAUCAUGCUGUGAGAAUAUUUUAUGGUCUGGUAGAAGAUUCAAACUUUGACGAUGAGCCUCUAUUUGAUAUUUCUAUAGAAGGCACGUUGGUGGAUUCUUUAAGUGCUGGAUGGAGUAAUCGAGAUGACCAAGUGUUUACAGAAACCUUUAUCUUUCUUACUGAUGGUUCUAUAUCCCUUUGCUUCCACAGCACAGGUCAUGGUAAUCCAGCAAUUCUUUCUAUCGAAAUUCAACAGGUUAAUGACAAGGCGUACUAUUUUGGGCCACAAUUUGGGAAAGGAUCAAUGCUAAAAACAGUUAAUAGGCUUAGCUGUGGCCAAGGGAGGCCAAAGUUCGGUGAAGAUUAUGGGGGUAACGCAUGGGGUGGGGAUAGGUUUUGGAAUUCACUGCGAACUCUACGUCAAAGUGCAGAUAAACCUAUUUCUACUGAAAGUCCUAUCAAGCUAAGUUCGAUUGCUCCAAAUUUCAAUCCACAAGGUGUUUACCAAUCAGCCUUAGUUAGCACAGAUGUUGCACCUGAGCUAACGUUUAUCAUGGAUGUGGAACCUAAUAGUAACUACUCGAUUUGGUUACAUUUUGCUGAGAUAGAGACUUCCAUCACCAAAGCAGGGCAAAGGGUAUUUGACAUCUUGAUAAAUGGUGAUAUUAGAUUUAAAGCUGUUGAUGUUGUUAACAUGACCGGGGAUGUGAAAACUGCUCUAGUAUUAAAUACAACUGUUGCUGUUGAUGGUCGGACUUUGACUAUCUAUUUGAAGCCUGUCAGUGGAAGUCUUGCUACAAUCAGUGCCAUCGAAGUCUUAAAAGUUAUUACAGCUGAGGCCAAAACUUCAACUGUCGAAGUUACUGCUUUGCAGUUGCUUAAAAAGGCACUGCAACUUCCUGAUCGUCUUGGGUGGAACGGUGAUCCAUGUAGUCCGCAACAACAUCCAUGGAAUGGAGCAGAUUGUCGUUAUGAUAGUACCAAAGGAAGUUGGUACAUUGGUGGACUAGGUCUUGACAAUCAGGGUUUGCAUGGUUUCCUCCCUCGAGAUAUAUCAAAGUUGAGUCAUCUACAGAGCAUAAACCUUAGUGGAAACAGCAUUCGUGGGACCAUCCCUCCAAUCCUGGGGACUAUUUCAACCUUGGAGAUUUUGGAUCUUUCUUACAAUUUUCUGAACGGCUCGAUUCCAGAGACCUUGGGAGACUUGCAUUCAUUACAAAUUCUGAAUCUGAAUGGAAACAAGCUGUCAGGGAGAGUUCCAGCUGCUCUUGGUGGAAAACUGUUACACAGAGCUAGCUUCAAUUUUACUGAUAAUGCAGGACUUUGCGGUAUACCAGGGUUGCGUACAUGUGGACCUCAUCUUUCUGCUGGUGCUAAAGUCGGCGUUGGCUUGGGUGUAUGCUUAGCAUUACUCUUAUUUGUUGGCUGCUUAAUAGUUUGGCGGAAAAGGCGACAGAAUAUUCUCAGGGUUCAAAAGCUAGCAGCUAGAGAAGCACCCUAUGCAAAGAAGAGAACCCAAUUCUCGCAUGAUGUGCAGAUGACAAUACACAGGACUGCUUCCGAGAAUGGCCCAAUAUUGUUAUCUUGAACCCCUCCAGGCUACAGGGUACAACAUCAUUUCACAAAGAGAUUCUGAAAUGUGAAUCCUCAUUCAUCUCUGGUUUGGAUAAGGUAGCAGGUGUUCAUUUGUUUGGAUGACAAUGUCGGUGCCAUUAUCCUCGAUGCUUGCUUCACAAACUUUUGAUAGGGACCUAACAUUAGACUAUAGUGAACAUUGUAGAUUUGGCGCAUCUUGUAUAAUUUUUUCGCUCUGUAAUGAAACACAAUAACAGCUGAUUGGUACAGCGCUCAGCAACUAUAGUAUCACCUAUCUACUUCUUUUAGUAUCUGCCUACAGGAUUCAACUUGACUUCAGUUUAUUUAGUCUAAUAUCAAUAGUGUCAUUACUUUACUCUUGUAAAAGACUGCUUUUUGAUAAGACAAUCUAAAUUAAGGAACUUGUAUACUAUUAAAAUUAUUUGGAC